AUGGACGUCGCGAAUGCGGUGAUGACCUUGAGCAAUGAAGAAAAGAGGCCUUACGAAGGAACGCCCGAGGAAGAUCAGAAAGGCAUCUACGUCGGCUUCAAACCCUCUGGAGAACUCGGCACCAAGGUUGGCUUCCACAAAGAGGUCGACCAUUACAAUAUGCUUCUUCACGACUUCGAAACUCGGCCACAUCCGCAAAUCAUCUCCCCGUUCAAGGAAGAGAUGCGGCAUCUGAUGCAGACUUUGAAUGAUGACAUUCAUCGCAAACUACUUAUUCUCGUGGCCAUGGUCUUAGAGGUUCCCGAGCAGCUUGUGCUCGACAUGCAUCGACCGGGUGGCUCGACGACGAAUUACUUCCGAUAUAUGAGCAACUCGCCGCGCAACGAUGCCGACCGAGAAAAGUCCUGCGACCUGUUCUUGCCAGGCCAUGCUGACUGGAGUACCUUUUCCAUUUUGUUCUCGCAGCCAAUCUCUGCUCUUCAAAUCUUGGAUAAUCACAACCAGUGGAAAUGGGUCCGACUAAUUGAUAACAACGUCGGCGAAGCGCUUGAAUUCCUCACUGGCCGUCUCUUCAAAGCAACCAUCCACCGAGUCGUGACGCCGCCUGUGGACCAGCGGCCCAAGCUUCGCAUCGGGAUUCUCUUCUUCACCCGUCCCAACGACGACAAGCUCCUGGUGCCGAUGGCCGAGUCGCCGUACCUGCAAAGGCUUGGGCUGGACAAGAGCCAGGAGACUGAAGUGUUCAAGACGAAUGAGUACCUGCAGGCAAAGAAGCGCGGAUACAAGAAGAAGGAGCUGGAGUAUGACUUCGAUCGGCCUAAGGAUGCGACGAAGCACGUGGAUCCAUUUAGUGAUUAUGAUCCCUCAGACUUGAAGAGGCACAGAGGCGACACUGCCAUCGUCAAAGGAGUUCCUAUCAUGUAG
Molecule: messenger RNA, 924 nt
Organism: Colletotrichum aenigma
Lineage: Eukaryota; Fungi; Ascomycota; Sordariomycetes; Glomerellales; Glomerellaceae
Exons: 6
Coding region: 1-924 (307 amino acids)
Molecular function (GO): dioxygenase activity
Source: RefSeq, a predicted model, not a curated record